Molecule: messenger RNA, 1596 nt
Organism: Tribolium castaneum (red flour beetle)
Lineage: Eukaryota; Metazoa; Arthropoda; Insecta; Coleoptera; Tenebrionidae
Gene: Tsp66E
Product: Tetraspanin 66E
Exons: 8
Coding region: 6-1055 (349 amino acids)
Cellular component (GO): plasma membrane
Source: RefSeq, a predicted model, not a curated record
AAGGAAUGGACGCAGUCGCGCCCGAGUCACUAAUGUUCAAGUUGUGUAUUUAUAAAGCAGUUACGGUUGUUGUUGAGUUAGUCGUGUUGUUGGUGUUGUGCGUUCGCUCGUCUCCAAUUCUGGAAUUAACUAAACAUGAGAUAAAGCAGUCGAACGACUUGAUUGGGGAUUCAAUUAAUUGGUGGAAUACCGACCUUGAUUACCGCUUGGCAAGAUGCUGUAGAUGGAAAGGAGGUGAAAGAACAACCAACCGCAAAAUGGUCUACGAUUGUGGCUCCUGUUUGGCCAAGUACAUUCUGUGCGCGUUCAAUUUUAUCAUAUUUUUAGCUGGCUCUGUGGUCCUAGCUGUUGGCAUCUGGCUGGCCGUGGAUAAAAACUCGUUCGUAGGACUGAGCAAAAUCGUUCCCAGCGACCAUGUCCAGCAAUUUAUCCAACCUGCCGUCAUCGAACAAGGGGCCUAUAUUCUGAUCGCCGUGGGCGGUUUCAUGUUUAUCGUCAGUUUUUUGGGCUAUUGUGGCGCCUUAAGAGAGUCCCAAUGCCUCCUAACGACGUACGGCAUUUGUUUGUUGGUGAUUUUGAUCGCCGAAAUCGCGGUGGCUUGUCUGACAGUGGCGUACAAGCCGAAGGCGGAGGAGGAAACUCGAAAAUUACUCAAAUCAACGAUUGAAAAUUACUACUCACCGCCGGAAAAUAAAGACGCCGUGACGUUGAUGUGGGACCACCUCCAGGCCAACUUGAAAUGUUGCGGCGUUAAUAAUUACACCGAUUAUCGGAGCAGCACGAAGUGGACAAACAGUGGGAAAGUGAUUCCUGAGUCGUGCUGCGUCCUCGAAGGGGAUCCCCUGAAGUUGAAGCCGAAGGUUCCGUCGUGUGUGACGAGUCCGAACGAAGUCAACUCGUACUACAAACAAGGUUGCUUCGAUGCGCUCGUCCACUGGAUCAUGAUCCACGUUGAUGUGGUCAUUGGUGUGGCUGUCGGUUUGGGUUUGCUCGAGUUGGUCGGGAUAUUUCUGGCGUUUUGUUUAGCUAAGGCCCUCAAUGGGUACAUAAAGUAGGAGGCUUGGGACCAAGCAUUAUGUUAAUCUAGUCGUUACGUAUAGUUUUCGGGGAAAUUCAGUAUUAUUGUAACAGUGCCUUUCCGACUUGCACGUGUACACACCAAUUUGGACUUUUCUACAUGUAAUGAAUAAAACAAACCUGUUUAUUUCAUUUCGUUCAUAUUUACAAAAUACAUUAUUGUGGCCCCAUCAUGCCCAUGGGCAUGGAGACUGGAUACCCUGGUUGGCCCCCUUGUUGCAUUUGCAUCGCCGGUGAUUGUAUCUGUGGUGCUGGACUCUGUUGCGGUUCAGUUGGCAGCACUAGGUUGAGGAGGAGUUCCCUCAAGGCUGGGAAAAUCGAACACUCGGAGAUGUUCGACUGGAAUUGGGCAAAGUGUUUGAGGAGUUGACUGGCGGCGGCCAUGCCGGGAACAGUCCCCGCCUCCCUUUUCUCGGCCAACUGCGUCAUGUUUGAAUUAACGUCGUAGAUGAAAGGGAGCACUAGGGAGGGCGGCUCCAUGUUCGGGGGGUACUGCACUCCAAUUCGAGUAAUUUGCAA